Molecule: messenger RNA, 282 nt
Organism: Blepharisma stoltei
Lineage: Eukaryota; Ciliophora; Heterotrichea; Heterotrichida; Blepharismidae
Source: the annotation of a GenBank genome assembly
AUGAUUGACUCUCUUACUUUCUGGGUAACUUUAGUUCUCAUCCUUAUUCCGAUCAUCUAUUUAAUCUUCUCAAGACUAAAGAAACCCGAAACUCUUUCCGAAGACCUCACAUCAACUUUUGCAUCCUUACAAAAAUCUCGUCGAGAAAUUCUGCAUGAUCUUGAAUGGGCCAAAAAAUCUCAAAACUCUUCAAAAAUCUCUGAAUUACAAUCUCAGCUGAAAUCGAUCGACAUGGAUAUUUCAAAUCUAUUCCUUUCAGCAUCACUUAAGAAAGCUAAUUAA